Molecule: messenger RNA, 1281 nt
Organism: Saccharomycopsis crataegensis
Lineage: Eukaryota; Fungi; Ascomycota; Saccharomycetes; Ascoideales; Saccharomycopsidaceae
Gene: SQT1
Product: Sqt1p
Exons: 1
Coding region: 1-1281 (426 amino acids)
Molecular function (GO): protein binding
Source: RefSeq, a predicted model, not a curated record
AUGAGUAAUCCAGAACAACAGGGUGCUGAUGAAUACAUAAAUGCCGAUGAAGUUGCGGAAGAAGUUAUCCAAGACGUUGAUGGUGCAGAACCAAUCGAUGAAGAUGAUAUGAUUGAAGGUGGCGUGCAAGAAAUUGACCCCCAAAAUGAUGAUGAUGAUGAUUAUGAUGAUGAUAAUGAUGUUAUUGAAAUUGACAUGUCCAACAACUCCUGGACCUACUUCGAUGACCACAAAGACUCGAUUUUUAAGAUCGCAGGCCAUCCUAAAUUGCCAGUGGUAGUAACUGGUGGUGGUGAUAAUGUGGCAUACAUCUGGACUACCCACUUACAACCUCCAAAGAUAAUAAGUACCAUCACAGGUCAUACAGAAUCCGUUAUUGCCGGUGGUUUCACAAAUGAUGGUGAUUAUGUUAUAACGGGUGAUAUGACUGGGAAAGUCAUUAUCUAUAAAUCAUUCAAAAAGGGACAAUUAUGGAAAUUACACGGUGAAGUCGAAACCGUUGAAGAAAUUACUUGGAUUGAUAUUCAUCCUACCCAACCAGUUUUCGCCUUUGGUGCCACCGAUGGUUCAGUAUGGGUAUACCAAAUAUCCCCAGAAAUCACCCAAAUCAUGUCUGGUUUCUCGCAUUCCACUGAAUGUACCAGUGGUAAGUUUGUUAACACCGGUGACAUGGAUAACUUACAGCUACUUACAUGUUCAGAAGACUCCAGUAUCAUUCAAUGGAACUGUUUUGCCAAUGAACAAACCUUCAAGUUCCAAUCAACAGAUUAUAAAGGUGAAGUCCCACCUUGGGUGUCCAUAGCGGUCGAAAAUGAUUUGAAUAUUGCUGCCUUGGGUUCUCGCGAUGGGUCAUUGUUUGUUUACAACACCAAAUCUGGUAAUAUUAUCGAUUUCUUUAAGGCAAUUGAAUUAAAGGAAGAUCAAGAUAUCUUUGAUGCUAGUAUUGAGGCCCUAAGUUGGUGUGCUGGAUUGUCAAUCUUGGCAGUCGGUUUAGUUUCUGGUGACUUGUUCUUCUUUGAUGCAAAGACCUGGAAAUUGAGAAGAUCCAUAAAGUUCAGUGACGCUAUCACCAAAGUUGAAUUUGUUAACAAGGGUCACAUUUUGAUUGUCAGCUGCUUGAACGGGAAAAUCUAUAAAUUAGAUGUUAGAGAAGGUAAGGAAUUGUUUAUUGGUACCGGUCAUAACAUGGGUGUUUUAGACUUCGUGGUCCAAGACAAUGGUAAUAAGUUGAUUACAGCUGGUGAUGAGGGUGUUUCUUUGAUCUUCAAAACUGAUAACUAA